CGCAAUAUGAUCAUAAAGGAAAUAGAAGAUGGCGCUGACUGUUGUGCCGCCAUGUUUUUUUUUCAUUUCUCUCAUUUCCGUCUCUGUCUUUGUCUUUUCUCGCUGCAAGUCAAAGAGAAUCAACGCCAUGGGUCGUAUGCACGCACCUGGAAAGGGUAUAUCCCAAUCGGCACUCCCAUACCGACGGAGCGUACCAACUUGGUUGAAGCUUACUCCAGAAGAUUGUAAAGAAUUGAUUUACAAAUUUGCCAAAAAAGGAUUCACACCAUCUCAAAUUGGUGUUAUUCUUCGUGACUCACAUGGUGUCGGUCAAGUACGUUUCCGCACUGGAAAUAAAAUUCUACGAAUUGUUAAAAGUAUGGGACUUGCUCCAGAUCUACCAGAGGAUCUAUAUUACUUAAUCAAAAAGGCCGUUGCUAUUCGUAAACACUUGGAACGUAAUCGUAAAGACAAGGAUAGCAAGUUCAGAUUGAUUUUAGUAGAAUCAAGAAUCCAUAGACUUGCUAGAUAUUACAAGUCUAAAGGCUCACUUCCACCCACGUGGAAGUAUGAAAGCGCAACUGCCAGUGCUCUGGUAGCUUAAAAUAAUAUUAAUAAAUUCCUUAUUUACAUAA
This is a messenger RNA of Chelonus insularis, 614 nucleotides long. RefSeq names its product ribosomal protein S13 (gene RpS13). Gene Ontology annotation, cellular component: nucleolus; ribosome; cytosolic small ribosomal subunit. Gene Ontology annotation, molecular function: small ribosomal subunit rRNA binding; structural constituent of ribosome. The transcript has 3 exons. Lineage: Eukaryota; Metazoa; Arthropoda; Insecta; Hymenoptera; Braconidae. Bases 29 to 583 code for a protein of 184 amino acids. The record is from RefSeq and is a predicted model, not a curated record. Gene Ontology annotation, biological process: translation.